Messenger RNA from Copidosoma floridanum, 1266 nucleotides. Its product is annotated as juvenile hormone acid O-methyltransferase-like. The record is from RefSeq and is a predicted model, not a curated record. Lineage: Eukaryota; Metazoa; Arthropoda; Insecta; Hymenoptera; Encyrtidae.
CCCUGCCGUGGCGGAAGAUUCUUCUGCGCUCAUUUGGUUACAAUACACACGCCGAGAUAAGCAGUCCAUGGUAGUUACUGCGUAGCUGCACUCUGCGUGGAAGGUGUACUAAAAAAAGAAUAAAGUGGCUUAGGAAAAAAAAGUCAAGCAAUGAACAACAACGUCAAGGAGUACAUAGAUGCCAAUGACAUACAGACUCGCGAUGACACCGAUCUUAUUGAAGAGUUUAGUGACGAACUUGCAAAAAUGACCGGCAAGUGCAUCGACAUCGGCUGCGGCCCUGCCUUGGUUGCGCGCAAUCUUCUCAUGCCCCGAAUGCCAGCCGAUGUUCACAUAGUUGGUGCUGACAUAUCCAAGGAAAUGGUCAAAUUCGCUAAGCAAACUCACAGUGAUGAGAAACGCCUAUCAUUUAUCGAAUUGGACGUAGAGGCGGAAAAAAUACCAAAAGAGCUGAUUUGUGCCUUUGACAACGCCGUUUCUUUCUACUGUCUACACUGGUGUCAAAAAAUGAACCAAGUAUUCGGCAAUAUUUAUAAACUACUGCGUCCAGGUGGAAGGACAUUGGUGCUGUUCUUAGCUUACCAUGAUGUCAUGGAAGUAUAUCUUAAAAUGUUUGACAUCCCUUGUUACAAACAAUACAUGACGGAUGUUGCAAAGUACAUCUUCUACUUCCAACAUAGGGAUAAUCCGGAAGCCGAAAUGAAGAAAAUACUAAAGGAAGCCGGUUUCAAGGUGCUACACUGCAGUUUACGCGAAAAGUUAUACGUUUUCAAAAGUUUGGAAAUAACAAAGAAACAUUUCAUGGCUAUCAAUCCGUUUGUUAAAAGGAUGCCAAAGGAAAUUGCAGAAAAUUUUGCAAAUGAUCUCAUGCGUGAAUUUGUAAAUGUUAAUAAAUAUUUCAACGAUAACAAAGAAUUAAUAGAGAACGGAAAAGUAUACGACCGGUAUCGCGUACUCGUGGCGUAUGUGGAAAAACCGAACAAAGAUUAGAAAUGAGCAUUUUUAUAAUAACGCUGAAAUUCAUGAAAUUUAUGUAUUGUGAUUUGAUCAAUAAUAUAGUAAACUGUAAUAUAAACUUUACACAGCUCAGCCAUAUCAUAUCAUACCAUAUAAUAAAUAUAAUAAAUGAAAAUUACGUUAUUGUAAAAAUUAAUUUUUGUACCUAAUUAGACGAUGAUAAAUGGAUACUACAAAAAUAUAAAUUUCGCUCUGUUUUUUUUUAUUAACGAAACAAAACAAGGAGAAAGCUUUAUUCCGUAACACAAA